CAUUUCAGCAGAGAGGAGCCGUCCAUGCCCCUAGUUCCUGCUUUCAUUCAACAGACAUCGUGCCAGGCAACGGCAUAAGAUCCUACAACUAUUGAACUUUGAAUACAUCCUAGAACGACAACUAACAGGUUACUGAAGCUAUCUGUGUAGAGUCUUUGCUACAAAGACACAGCAACCUACCAGAAGACUAAAGAAAACAAUGACCAUCGAUUUCGUAAGACUAAUUUUCAUAUGGCUGCUGCCACUGACAGCAAGCAACGCAGUGACAUCUGGCCAGAAUCAUAGCUUCACUAAUGUGAUGACAGGUGAGGUAGGCAAUACGUUCACUCACAACCAGCUGACAACACAGGAGGCGUCCAGCUUGAAUCCACUCUCAGAGGUCUCAGGUCAUAACAUCAGACAGCAUAUCAUAGUUGAUGGAAAUCCAACAAAGGAAAAAACUACAAAACCCAGCACUAAACCUUCACUGCAAACAACUCAAACAAAGACUUCUAAGACAUUCUUACCAAAUAUUCAAACAGUAGCAACUCCCAAUCCCAUAUCAUCUCAGAUAAACAGCUCAACAGGUAUUAAGUCCAUGACAGAAGUACAAUUUAAAGUCACAACAUCAGCAACAACGGUGGUAACCAGUCAAGGCAGCAACCCAACCACAACUACAAAAGUACCUCCAGUGCUAAGCAGCUCAACCCAAAGCCAAGACACAAGAACGACAUCGACCUCCCAACUCACCAGUGAUAAAAUUACCCAUCCAUCUACACAUCCAACGCAGUCUACAAACCUCAUCGAUACUAUAACCACAUCUACUAAACCUGUUGAAAACAAGUCUACAAGUACAAGCCCAGUCACAGGUGGUGAUGCUACGCAGUCCACAGGUUUAUGCAAAACUUCAAUGGCCACAACAAAGACACCAUUCACUAUCACCACCAAGGCAAAGAAAAGACAAGAUCCUCCAGAAAAAAAUGCAAAGUCCAAAAAGGAAACAAACCACAGCAAAGCAGUGGCAGGACUAAUAGGUGGGGCCCUGGUACUGAUGAUGGUAGGAUUCCUGGUCAUCUAUAUGAAGAAACGAAAGCUUCAGAGGCAGCAGAUAACAACUAGAGACUGGGCUGGUCCUUCACCAUUUCUAGAGGGUGGAGCUGACAAUGGCCAGGUAACACUGAGGUCAUCUAACCAAAUUUCUCUCACCAGCUUCCUGCCUCAGAGGCUGUCCAAAAGGUUGUCUUUGCUCCCAGAAACAGAUGAGGAAUUAGAAGACAUGACACCAGGUACUACAUUUGGAGAUAAACAUCAAGGGAGUACAUUUGGUCGAGAGGUGGAUGCAAAUGACAUACAAGAAAGCAAUGGGACUGCUGUAGUUGUUCCAGAAAUGAAAAGUACAGGAGACGCUCCAGAGACUGUUUAAAACUGUCCUCUUCAUAAGUGAAUGACCUGCAGUCCACAAUAACAAUUCUGAGGUUGCAAACCUCAGUCAAGACCAUCUUGCAAAUCCCCCUACUCUAUGCUGGAGCUGUGGAAAAAUGCUCUGGCACAACUGAUGGUCUUCGGCAACCUUAAGUGAACUUACACCCCCCGCACACACUUUCAUUGGUUUCUAGGCAGCAAACGGCUGUGACUGAGAACACAGGAAACUGACUAACUUGUCAUCAUUUGAGGAAAUCAUGACAAGAGAGAAGUGAUGUUUAUCUAGGUCCCUACUGAAUAGGUAUAUAGUAUAAUGUAGCAGUAUAAUAUUAACACAGAAGAUCAUAAGAAAAUACCCACAAGAUUUUAAACUACAUCAUUAACAGUAGAAAGAAAAGUAUUUUUUCACAUUUUCAGAUCAUGGGAUCAACAGGGCAAUGUUAGAGUCAUAAGUCAGGUUUUUGGAGCCUUUACUAUAAGUCACCCUGGCAUUAUAGUUAUUAGCAAGGUAACUGUCUCUCCCCAUCACCACUUCGGUUAUUUGCGGAUUUGUUAUUUUCUACAGCUCUGCUUAGACUUUGUGAUGAAAAAAGGACUGACUCAUGUUUUAUCUGACACAGACGUUAGUUUGUCCACUUGACUGCACAUAUUUGUCUUAUUGAUUUACUAUCUGCAGAGUAAUGUGGCACGUAGUUACCCUCGGCACUGUAGUUACAUGUCUUUAAAUUGUAUUUAACAUGUUUUAAAACUUUCAUGAAAAUGCAAGCAAAACAAAUUUAUCAAUAUUUGACUUUCAAAUCAGUUAGUCAUAACUGACGCUGCUUUGCUAAGCUUGUGUAAUGAGCCUAAAAAUGGUAUUACAGACUGUCUUCUUAGAGGAGAGCUUUGCUCCUCUAGUGUGCCAAUGGAAGUGUGGGCACUACCAUCAUAAAACCAUUGGCUACAGGACUAAAUUAACUAUAAAAAAUGAAAAUGUAUAGGACAGCAAAGCUAUUACAGGUUGAUUCACUGUGGACUGUUUUGUUGGCCUUUAGAAAUAUAACCUCCAUCAGCCUAUUUGUUAGCUAGAUGUACAUGUUAAGCAUUUUUAAUGAAUUUCAACUAUUACUACUUGUGCAGCCUAGGCUGCCUUGAGGUACGGUUUUACUGAGUGCUUCUUAGUUUAAUUUGCAAUUAAGGGCAAGUGGCAGAAGUGUAAAUGGGAGGGGGUACUGGUCAGUGCUCCAGUGGGAUAAGGGUUAAUGGUUUCAUAUGUUAACUGCUCUGAGCAAUGUGGUUACAUGGUUUUCAUAAUGUGCCAUUUCUAGGCUAUGAAUCAUGGGAAGAGUCCUUACGUGUAUUUACUCCAGUUGUUGGUAAAUUUAUAAUAAUCCUGAUAAUGAAGCUUUGGUUAAAAUGUCGUAUGUAUGUUUUUAUUUAUUUGUUUAUUUGCAUUCUGAAUGUUAAGCAAAGAAAAAAAGCCUAGUGAAAUUGAUUUCUGUCACGUCUCAGAAUGGUUGUGGUUAUGGAUGUCACAUUAAAAACAAACACACAUCCACGAAACCAAUUAAUUCUACAGCUGUACAUUAACUGGUUGCCUCAAGUGAGUUUAACUGUUUAAAAAUAUUAAAACCUGGCAGACCAAAGAUGAAGUAAUUGACUUCACUGCAAUCGUAUUUAUUCAGUCAUGUACGAGCUUGACAGUAGCCCAUGAGCUGGCCCUCUGUUUACAUUCUGAUCCACCCUGUUAGCAUAGCCAGAAGCCAACAAAACUGGUUAAAACCAUGUGCUACUGUCAGACAGUACAGGGCAGAAAACCUUCAUCCUGGAGUGCCAUCAUGUGUGUGUUUGUUCUAUAAAAACAGUGAUUAUGUAAUGUCUAAUGCCAUAACAAUAUAUUUCAAACAAUACAUCUCUGGAAACCUAC
Molecule: messenger RNA, 3307 nt
Organism: Siniperca chuatsi (mandarin fish)
Lineage: Eukaryota; Metazoa; Chordata; Actinopteri; Centrarchiformes; Sinipercidae
Product: mucin-5AC-like
Exons: 2
Coding region: 200-1402 (400 amino acids)
Source: RefSeq, a predicted model, not a curated record